Cladophialophora yegresii CBS 114405 is the source of this 3462-nucleotide messenger RNA. RefSeq lists its product as uncharacterized. Lineage: Eukaryota; Fungi; Ascomycota; Eurotiomycetes; Chaetothyriales; Herpotrichiellaceae. Gene Ontology annotation, biological process: transmembrane transport. Gene Ontology annotation, cellular component: membrane. Gene Ontology annotation, molecular function: ATP binding; ATP hydrolysis activity; ABC-type transporter activity. Bases 1 to 3462 code for a protein of 1153 amino acids. The record is from RefSeq and is a predicted model, not a curated record. The transcript has a single exon.
AUGAUACCCGACAAUACUUCUGAAACGAUUGUGCUUUCGAGAGUAUUCCAGAUCCUGACCGUCGGUGCCUCAGCCCUUUUCUUCGCUAUCGCUAGCAUCUAUUCCUCGGUUUUGGCGCUGCCGUCGACAAAAGUAGGAGGUGGAAGACUGCGCAAGGCUCAGCUCUCGCUUACCCUUUUCGCUGGUGUAAUCUCAACGGUGGAAGCUGUUAUCGACCUCAAGAAGUCGGACCGAUCAAAGAUCUCAGACCCAAAUGCCGUCUACAUGCUCUUCCUCACCCUGGUCUAUGUCAUUCUCUCCAUUGGACUUGUUGACGACAACGCUGUUGCAUCAUAUCCUCACCAUGGAGCCUGGGCUAUCCUACUCAUCGGCCAAGGCACCAUCCUCAUCCUCUCUAUCCCUGGUGCAUCCUCAAAAGACGACCUCCUUUUUGCGCACGGACUCCUCCAAGGUCUUCAGCUCGCCGUCACGCUGAUCCUCCUGGCCAGUAGCUUGUUCAUCAGGAAUUUGCAACGCAAGAGAAACACAGGUACUGAGGACGAAACACGCCCUCUCCUUGCUGAUGAGGCUUCUCCGGCUGGGCCAACUGUCAAUAAUGAAGUGAAAGAGCCAGAUGAUGACGAGGUCGACAGACUGCGCAUUCGGAGUCGCCCAUUUUGGCAAUACGUCUCUUCGUUCAAGGUCUUCGUGCCGUACAUGUACCCAAAAUCACCCAACUUACAGCUCUACUUCUUCGGGAUGUGUAUCUGCAGCGCCUGGUCAAGAGUGGUGAUAGUUGCUCUACCUCUCACCCUUGGGGCUCUCGUCGACCGCUCGGGAGACUUGGUUCCGUGGAAACAGAUCACUAUCUUUGUGCUGCUUAAAUUCCUGACAUCCUCUGCCGGUGUGCCGCUGAUUGAGACUUGGCUAUCCUGCCGGCUGAACAUCGAUCUGACACUCGGGCUGCAGCGACACUGCUACGACCACAUCAUGAAUCUUUCGGCAGAUUUCCAUGACAAUAAGAAAUCACCAGUCAUCUGGCAGGUCAUGAAUCAAGGUCAAGAUGUGAUAGACCUGUUCCACGAUAUGCUGUUCGAGUUUGUGCCUCAGCUGGUAGACCUGGUAUCUGCAGCCGUGGUUCUAUCUUACCUUUUCGGCCCGUACAUGACGUUCAUUGUGGCCACAACGGCCAUCCUGUUCUACUGGCUGACCUUCAAAGCACUGAUUACCAAGCGAUCUUUACGACGAUCCUGGCUCGAUGCAUACCACGACCAGUACUACCAGAUGAGCGAGUCAACCUUGAAUUGGUCAACUGUUUGUUACUUUGGCCGCAUCCCAUACGAACUGCGGCAAUACCGGGAGAAGGGCGACGUCACUCGCAGCACGAUGCUGAUGUGGUGGUCGUGGGAGUUCUGGACCAGGGGGUUGCGCAAUAUAGUCCCUUGCGCCACCUUCGCUGCUGCAUGCGCCGUGGCAGCAUUGCAGAUUGCACAUGGUCAGCUCAACAUCGGUGAUUUUGUGAUUCUGAUCACAUACUGGUCGCAAUUGGCCAGCCCCUUGUCUUCAAUAGCGGGUGAACUUUCGAGGCUGACGGAAAUGCUGGUCAACGCUGAGAAAUUGGUGGUCAUACUGGAAAAGACGCCCCAAGUCCAGGAUCAACCCGUUGCUCGACCCUUCACGUUCUUGGAGGGCGCUGUGGAAUUUGAGAAGGUGUCAUUCUCGUAUGAUGGCAAGCGUCAAGUGACGAAGGGUAUCACUUUCCGCGCCUCGCCCGGCACAACUAUUGCACUGGUCGGACAAACCGGAGGAGGGAAAAGUACGAUCUUGAGACUGCUGUUUCGAUUCUACGACGUUGAUCAGGGCCGAAUCCUGGUUGACGGCCAAGACAUCCGACACGUCAAGAUGGAGAGUUAUCGUAAACAUAUCGCCAUGGUGCCACAGAGUCCCGUCGUCUUUAACAUGUCAAUUUUGGACAAUGUCAGAUACCCUGACAUCGACUGUACGGACGAGGAAGCGAUUGAUGCUUGCAAAGCAGCGGCUUUACACGACAAGAUUAUGUCCUUCACUAAAGGCUAUCAAGAGAAGGUUGGCGAGCGUGGCACGAAGCUUUCCGGUGGCGAGUUGCAGCGGCUCGCGAUCGCAAGGGCAAUUCUGAAGAAGGCUGACUUCCUGCUCUUGGAUGAAGCCACUAGCGCCGUUGACAGCAUCACCGAGAAGAAUAUACAGGCGAGCAUCCGUCAACUCUGUGCAGGCAAAACGGCGUUCAUAAUCGCGCACCGGCUUUCGACAAUCUUACACGCCGAUCAUAUACUUGUCAUCCGUGAUGGUCAGAUUGUUGAGGCUGGUUCCCACGAGACUUUGAUCAAACACGAUGGCGCAUACAACGAGCUGUGGCGGAGUCAGCUUCGGCUCCAGGCCGAUGAGCGAACUUGUUCACGAUCGAGGUCCCCACCAAAGUCAAAGAGCAAAGUCCUCAUCAACGAUCUGAACAGCAGUGGGGAAGAGACUCAAACACUUGUAAAGAGCCUUAGUAGAAGCAGCAAAGAUGGGAGACCUUCCGGCGGAGGCGAUAGUGAAACUUCGAGCACUUAUGAGAAGGAUACAAAAGCCUGCGAUGAGUCACAUGUCAAUGCUGACGGACGAGGUAGAAAGCUCUCCCAGAGACUUGCCGGGGCCCUGAACAAGAGCAUGUCACGGUCGAAAUCGCCGAAAAAAGGGCAAUCAUCGGAUUCUGGCUUGAACCCCGAUGCUCCGACUUUCAGACUGUCACCAUCAAAGUCGCCGAAGAAGGCUGGAUCCUCAGAGCCUGCACUGAAACCAGACGUCCGCACAUUCAAGCCCCGACGAUACCAAGACGGACACAACAGCACAAGUUUGUCGGAGGAGGCGCCCAGCAUGCCUGAAGGUUCUCUCGAAUGUGCAGUAGGCGACCCGCCCGAACGAAUGGGAUCCACAACAGCCGCGAACAACGAGAAUAACUUCAACCCAUGUCUAGUACAGGCAGUGUUUCCCCUGAAGCGAAAGUGGACUGGCCAUGGUCGCGGGACCCUCGACAGCAAUGGAGGUUCAGAAAUUUACGGCGUAACGGACGUUCCACCGGACGCCGAUGAUGCUCAGUCCGACAGCCUCGAAGCGCUUGUCGAUCGAAUCGACAAAAAGCAGAUCAAGUCAGCCCCCGGACACAUUCGGCGACGCCAAACUGCAAGCGAGCCUUUUCCAGAAAGUGUCAAUGAAGAGGAUGACUCAGAAGGCUCAUCAAGAGACGGAAAUACCAUUCACUCGGCGAAGUAUUCGAGACUGCAGCAGAUGCUGCAAGGCCGAGCUGUGUCGGCUGUAGAAAGGAAGCCUGUCCAGGCGCAGGGAAGCGGGAAGAAGUCAGCGGAUGAGAACGAGCCUCGAGCACCCGUGAAUACUGCAGCAACCAGUCCAGGCGUCCUUACACCCAAAUCGAACCAGAAAUUCUCUGGCAACAUGCUCGCCUGA